CAAGCAUAUUUAUUCUUUUUGUAAAUCCUUCAGAUAUAGUAGUGUAAACUAGGGAUUAUUUUCAUCAUACAGUAACACCAUUAAGAUUCUUAUGGAAUUUUAUUGAAAUCAGAUAACCAGGUAUAAAGACAAAAUGAGACACAUCAUUACGUUCAUUGUCAUGACAAUUGUCCAGACAGUUUUUGUUGAACCAAAAAAGUAUUUAUCAUGUCAUUACCAAUCAAUUCAUGAUUCCAAAAAUGAUUCAUUCGGAAAUAGUUCUAAUCACGGACCUGUAAUACCUAUAACUGUGAGACUGUUUACAAGUAAUGGUGAAUGUGUUUUUAAUCCAAAAGCCAUUACAGAUAAAUAUAUAAGACAGGAUUAUUUUCAAGGUGUAUUUUUGAUAAUAUGGUGUUAUGGCAGUGCACCAAUACAUUUUGUAUUCCCUUCCGAAAUCACUGUUCCGUUUAAUACGUUUGGUAUAGUACUCAUAAAAGACUGCCAGUUUGAUGGCCGACAGAUCAACUUGUUGUUACAGCUAACAAAUUCGAGACAUUUAUACCUCCAAAACACCAACAUUUUGAGAACGGCAAUUACACCAUGGUUUUUUUGCGCAUUGAAACAGUUGAUAGUUUUAGGAAUAUUUUAUAUAAAAGGCUAUGUAAUGGAAACAUUGGAUAAUCUACUAAGUUGUGAAGCUACACUUCCUCAGAUGCAAGAAUUUUAUGUAUCUUCGUGUGGAAAAGGAACAAUUAAUACAACCGUUAUAGAAAACAAAUUUCGAUAUUUAAGGUAUAUGAUGAUUACCAACUGUAGAAUCGAAAUGCCUGUUCUACUAAAGUUCACAAACACACCAAAAAAUAGGAGGAGUAACAUUUCAAAUAAAGAUGAGGGCGAUCACGGAUUUCGGUUUUUGAAGAUGUUUAACUAUGUUAUGUCGGAUGUUGGAUUGACCAGUGGUGUAGAACUGCGAUCAAAUUCUCUGAAAAAUUAUGAACAGAUUCAUAUUUCUGGUCAUGUAAAUUCGGUUAAAAUAACACAAAAUUAUUUGUUUAAAAUAACAGCAGAUAUAAUUGCUGACGCUAAAGGAUUACAAAUCAUAAGCUUUAGUCAAAACAACAUUUUGGAAAUCAAAAAUGACACGUUUAAAGGUCAUUUUGAUGUUGAACAUAUUGACCUGAGUAAUAAUACAUUACGCUCAUUGCCAGAUAAAAUCUUUUAUAACAUGCACAAAUUGAAAUUUGUUAGUCUUGCAAGAAAUAAAUUGAUAACACUACCAAGAAAUAUUUUCGCAACGCUUAAUGAAUUGAGCUCUUUAGAUAUGGAAGGAAACAGUAUUACUCACAUACAAAGAACCCAACUUCCUUCCAAUAACUUAAAACUAAGCUAUAUAAAUCUAAAUUACAAUCCAAUAGUUGAAUUACCAGUGGCAAUAUUCUAUAUCGAGGGUUUGAAGACAGUAGACUUGAAAUACACACAAAUUACUUUUUCUACAUUAUGGUCCAUUUUGGAAACACUUGACCAAUUAUCGUUUAUCCUGAGUAUAUCUCCUGGAAUAGAUAUUUCUAAUGGUGCAGAUUUUAAUUCAUUCCCAGAUAAAGCUUCAAAUUUUGUUUGGAGAAUCGUUGAUUUGACAGGAUGCAAGGUUUCUGGAUUUGAUUGGACGGAAGACCAGCGUAAUACCACAGCUCUUACUUUUGCAAAAACCAAAUUAAGGAUUAUUCUGUCAUACUUUCGUUUUGUUUUAACAGAUAAUCCAAUAGAUUGCUUUUCGAAUAAUAUAGUAUUUCUUAUAGAUCUGGUAAGCAUGAAUCACAAAAACGGCAUUUUUUCAGGAAAAGAAUAUUUUUUCAGUGAAUGGCUUUGUGAAAAUCCUAUCGAAUUUCGCGGAAGACCUCUUUUUGAUAUCAAACCUGACGAUACAUAUUACAAGAUGCAUGACACUUACUGUCCAAUUGAAUGUGCAUGUUUCUUUCGCUAUAACCAGAGUAUUACAAUAGUUGAUUGUAGAGGAGUGAAUUUGUCAUCUAUACCGGAUUCCGUACCUCCAGGGCUUAUUGAUUUGUGGUUACAAAACAACAAUAUAUCAAUGUUGAAUUUUAGACCAUAUUUUAAAAAAGUCAGGCAACUUUAUAUGUCUAGCAACAGGCUAAGAGUGAUAACAUAUAACGUUUUCAGUGAAAUGAAAAAAUUGAAGUUUUUGAAAAUUGACAGGAACUUUUUAAGUUAUUUACCGAAAACCAUCACAAGUCUCAACUUAGAAGAGAUUUAUAUAGACCAUAAUCCUUUACUCUGUGAUUGCAACUCAUUGUGGCUGAAGUAUUGGAUGUUUGACAAUAUACUAGUACUAAAAAAACUUGACGAUAUAAGAUGUAGAAGUUUCAACGGAAUAGAAAAGUUCUUGAAAGUUCCUAAUGAAAAAUUCACAUGUGCAAAAACUUUUGCAAAGAGUUUUGUUGCUGAAAUUGUAGGAACAUUAGUUGGAAUAGCAGCAAUGUGUUUGCUUACGAUAGCAAUAGUCUUCAGGCAAUCAAUAAGAGUGUUACUCUAUUUUAAAUUUGGUUUCCACACAUUUGAUCGUCAGUUUUUCGAAGAUUAUGAGACAAUAGAUAUAACAUUCGUUUACUCUAAGAUGUAUGAAGAUUUCAUUAAGAAAAAGUCAAAAGUUCUAGAGAAAUUUGUCGUAUGUUAUUCAACAGAACAUUUUGUCCCUGGCUAUGCGUUGGAUACUAACAUUAGAAACGCAGUUCACCAUAGCAAGUACGUAUUUAUUUUAGUGACGGACGACAUUGAAACUAAUAUCAUUAAUUCGACAUAUGCAGCAUGCGAACAAAAAUUUGAAAAAAGGAUAGAUUUUCUUUUAGGGUUCGUAAACACAAACAGAAACAUAGAUGAAUUCGAAAUAAGCGAUGGCUUUAAAAGAUAUUUCAAACUACAUCAGACGUUAAAACCCAACAAUAUGUUGUUUUGGGAGAACCUCAGCUAUAAACUUGCUUCAUCUAGGGACAGAAUUCGGACAGAAAACGAGAUUGAGUUGAAUCACAAUAUUGAAGAACACUUAUGUUUCAAGAGCAAUGUUUGUGAUACUGCAUCCUAUGAUGCAUUUGUAUGUUAUAUGGAGGAAGAUACGGAAUAUUCUGAAAUUAAAUUGAAAAUGAAGUUGAAAGAAAUCACAGACUAUAAAAUUGUCUCUAUUCAUCAAAUUGCUCCUGGUUAUGAAUGGUUUCCUUCUAUUGAAAAAUGUUUAGAUAAGUCGAGACACACUAUUUUUGUUGUAUCUAAUAAUUUCAAUGAGUGGCAAUCAGAACGAUAUUAUGCUUUUAGAAUGGCGCAAGAAAAAACUAACAAUAACAAUGAAAAUCAUCUUAUCGUCGUGUUCAGAGGGAAAAAAACAACCAAAUUUUCGGAGAAAGAUUUUGAAAAAUAUUUUCAAAAAUUCGUUUUUUUAGAACACGUCGAGGGAGACGAAGUAAACGAGGUAGAAUUUUGGAGAAGAAUGAAAGCGGCUCUUAAAUCAAAGCGUUUAGCCAAUGGCGCUCCUUUGGAAUGUAUGCAGAAAUAAUCUAUAUGAAAAUACGGCGAUUGUUUGAGCUGUUAGACAAAUUUGAAAUAAUUUUGUAUCAAGGAGUGUACCUCAUUCAUGCAUACAUCUGAUUCCUUGUCCGAUAUCGCGAUCGGCUAAACAUUUGAUCCUUUAUUUAUUUAUUCAGCUUUCUGGCAAAAGUAUUAAGGUGAUACA
Mytilus trossulus (common blue mussel) is the source of this 3721-nucleotide messenger RNA. RefSeq names its product toll-like receptor 7. The transcript is spliced from 2 exons. The record is from RefSeq and is a predicted model, not a curated record. Gene Ontology annotation, molecular function: protein binding. Gene Ontology annotation, cellular component: plasma membrane. Gene Ontology annotation, biological process: signal transduction. NCBI's taxonomy places the organism in Eukaryota, Metazoa, Mollusca, Bivalvia, Mytilida, Mytilidae. The coding region runs from base 134 to 3544 and encodes 1136 amino acids.